GUCUAACAGUGAUCACACACACACCAGAGAACCAAAACAAACGUGUGGAGUGUGUGUCUGGAGGAAACUCGCUGAGGAAAUGGCUGGAACAACAUUCAUCAAAUCCUGCAUCGUUCUCUUCUUGCUUAUUAAUACAGUUUUUUGUCAGGAUUGUUCCCAGCCCUGUGACUGCCCAGCCGAGACCCCUCUAUGCCCUGUAGGGACCAGUCUAGUGCUGGACAGCUGUAGCUGCUGUAAGGUGUGUGCCCGACAGGCGGGGGAGCCCUGCUCUCUCCUGGAGCCAUGCGACCAUCAUAAGGACCUGUAUUGCGACUAUGGAGUCCUCAGUGACACUGAAAUGGGCAUCUGCAUGGCUCAAGAGGGUCAGACAUGCGACCUGGGUGGUGUAAUCUACCGCAGUGGAGAGACAUUUCAGCCCAGCUGCAAGCAUCAGUGUGUGUGCAUGAAUGGGGAGAUCGGUUGUGUACCAACCUGUGCCAGCAACAUACGACUGCCUUCUCCGGACUGCCCCUACCCACGGCAUAUCAAGAUCCCCGGAAAGUGCUGUGAGGAGUGGGUGUGCGACCAGGUCCCUCAAGAAGACUCCUUCCAGUCAGCAAUGGCUGGUAGGUCGACCGCUUAUCGAGAAAUGUCUCAGGGUGUAAAGCCUGAAAGUGCAAGGGACAACUGCAUUGUUCAAACUACUGAAUGGAGUGAGUGCUCUGCCACCUGUGGAAUGGGCAUGUCAUCUCGUGUAACCAAUGACAACGAGCGAUGCCAGCUGGAACGACAGACACGCAUUUGCAUGAUCCGCCCCUGCCAUGUGGAACUGGAGAAGGACAUCAAGAGAGGCAAGAAGUGUGUGCGGACCCCAAAGAGCCAACGUGGGAUGCGUUUUGAACUUUCUGGAUGCCAGAGUGUCAGGGUGUAUAAGCCAAAGUUCUGCGGUGUGUGUACAGACGGCCGCUGCUGCACGCCUCACGCCACCCUCACAGCCGAGGUGGAGUUUCGCUGUCCCGAGGGAGACUCUUUCAGGAGGAAGAUGAUGUUCAUUAAGACCUGCUCCUGUCAUUAUGACUGCCCACGGGAGAACGAUAUCUUCCUUGCCUCCAACUCACGGAGAAUGACUGGGGACUAUGAUAAUGACAUGUGAGAAGCUGUCCCUUGUAACACACACACACACACACACAUACACACACACACUGACAGUCUAGCACAUGUGCACAUGAGGCAGCUCCGUAUUUUACUGGACCCUGAAAUCCUCACUUCCUGUGAGCAUAAAAAUCUCGAAUGUUUGACAUGAAGUGAGCCUUGACUCUGGCUCCACUGAACGUUUCUUCUUUUUUGUAUUUUGUGAAGCUCUGAAAUAAUCUGGCUGUUUGACUGGUCAUGUAUAGGCUACGACAGACCUGAAGCACUGAAAACUAGACAUUGUGGACAAAGAGUUCAUAUGAAUUCAUUUCAUUAACUUUUGCCUCAAUACAGGACAAUAAUGUAAUCCUAUGUAUUGUUUAUGUUAAAUUUGUAAAUUCUCAUUGAGCAUCAUUAUUUACGAUUGAUUUUUAUUAUACUGUACAAUGAGGAUUAAUGUUUAUCAACUGACCCUUAUAACUUACUCUGAUUGCAGAGGUCACUUUUUAUGUUUAUAUCUAAUUGAAGCCGAUUUGUCAAGCAUGAAAAUCUAUUGCGAGUCCCAAAGUUAUUUGGGGCAAAAAAAUUAUCCACUACGAAUGAGUUAUAUGAAUUAUAUUGUUUACUAUUUAUUUAAUAGGAAAUGAAUGGAAAGGAAUUCAACAAUGACGAAAACACCUUGUUGUAAAUACUGUAAGAAGACUGUGUACAGUUUGUACUAAUUUAAGUGUUGUUUAACUCUUCAAUGUAGUUUUGUAUUUGUACUGUCUUACUUUGUUUUCAUUGUAAUCACCUGGCAAUGAUACCAGUGAGGUCUUUUCUAAUCUAAUGCACUUUUAUUUGUUUU
Molecule: messenger RNA, 1957 nt
Organism: Myxocyprinus asiaticus (Chinese sucker)
Lineage: Eukaryota; Metazoa; Chordata; Actinopteri; Cypriniformes; Catostomidae
Gene: ccn2b
Product: cellular communication network factor 2b
Exons: 5
Coding region: 80-1132 (350 amino acids)
Biological process (GO): signal transduction; cell adhesion
Cellular component (GO): extracellular matrix; extracellular region
Molecular function (GO): heparin binding; integrin binding
Source: RefSeq, a predicted model, not a curated record